Molecule: messenger RNA, 2935 nt
Organism: Anopheles coustani
Lineage: Eukaryota; Metazoa; Arthropoda; Insecta; Diptera; Culicidae
Gene: mlt
Product: tubulin-specific chaperone cofactor E-like protein
Exons: 8
Coding region: 929-2392 (487 amino acids)
Biological process (GO): protein folding
Molecular function (GO): alpha-tubulin binding
Source: RefSeq, a predicted model, not a curated record
AUAAACCAGUAUUGAAUUACUGCUCGGCACGGUAGGACCGUGCUGCUCAAGUUUCGCGAUGCUUUGUCGCUGGUGCGUUCUUUCUUAGGAAUAGCUAAAGAUGUAGUGCGCAAUACGGUCUGAGAGUUGAAUAAAAGGAAUACGAAGCCCUUGGAAUAUCUUCCAUUGUAACGAACUCUUUCCAAGUGAAAACAAUACUGUUUGUUUAAUGCCGAAUGUGAAACGCUCACCAAAUCACACACCUCUUCUAAUGUGCCAAAAGGGAAAGUCCAGAACGGGUCGAGCGGAAAAUGCUACCAGUGGAAGUGGAAAAACGCAACGGGUGAACGAAAAAUUAACAGCUUGACAUUGAACGCAGUAGUAGUUGCUUAGUUUCGUUGUUUAUUUUUGGCUUGCCUCAAUCAAACACACACCGCUCGUCGCAAAAGAAAAAAAAAGUGGAAAAAAAUAGUUUUCGGUUUGCUGGUCCGGUUUCGUCUCGUAGGGCAGGCGGGAUCUAUUUCGUCUCGUAGUAAAGUGUCCGCUAUCUUGUUGUGUCCAAUCCGCGAUGACCCUUUGAAUGACGUACGAAGAAGUGUGAAAUACGCGACGGUUCAAAAUUGCUUGUCAGUUAAAAUUGGAAUGUGUUAGAUUAUAGUUGCGAAACAAUCAGCAGCCUUCGAGAGGAGCGAAACAUAAUCUCAAAAUUCUAGUGAUUAUAUUAGAAACCGACUGGGAUUGUUCUACAUCCACAUCCACCAACUAGUUUGGUCCAAUCUAGGACGCAAGGAUAUAAAGACGCCAUCAAAGUUGCCCCGUUCUAGCUGGAGCUGGAGCUGAUCGGGAAGCUGACAUUUGCGAACCCACGCGAAUUGUGCUGAUUGUGAAAUUGUGAAAAUUCAUUCAAUUCACCUCUCCACCCGUCCCAAGCGGAACAAACGCCAUCAGAAUGCCAACCUUGCUGGAAGCGCUGGAAGAGAAGUACGGCCUAGAGCCGGACGAGAAAGAGGAGCACGAGAAGGAGGAGGAAGCGGUGCUGGUGUCCAUCUUUGUGCCGAAGCUACCCCCUAGACAAAGCACCCCCCAGCUGCUGGUGCUGAAUGACUGCAAUAUCGAUCGCGCCGGCGAACCGGAAGACCUGAAGAAGAAGUGUCGCAUCGUGAAGGAGCUAGAUUUGGCGCAAAACAAGCUCAACAACUGGAAUGAAGUUUUCGUCAUUCUAUCGCACAUGCCGCGAGUUGAGUUUGUCAACCUGAGCCUUAACCAUCUGACCGGCCCGAUCCAGGAGCCACCGGUCACCAAGAUGGACAAUCUGCGCAAUCUGGUGCUGAACAACACCAAGCUGGGUUGGUGCAGCGUUGAGACACUAUUGCGUCUGCUGCCCGCCCUCGAGGAGCUUCAUCUCAGCUUGAACGAGUACACGCACGUACUGAUCGACACGAUUGAUCCCACAGCUACCGCCGGCUCCUCCAGUAGCCCCGUCACUGCCCCAUCCGACGUCCCUGCUUCAACUAGUCACACCAAGCAGGAGGAGGACGACGGUACGGAACAGCAACAACCCGCCAGCGGAGCCACUGCCACCGCCAACGAACCGCCGCCAUAUCAAACCGCUCCACACGACGGCGUCCGGAAGCUUCACCUGACGGGAAACUACAUCUCGGAGUGGGCCGAAAUCUGUCGCAUUGGGCGCGUUUUCCCCCAGCUUGAAUCGCUCGUGCUGGCAGAUUGUCCUUUGAGAUCACUUAAGCCUUCAGAUGCAGAAGAUAAGGAAAAUGCGGAAGAAAGUCAUAAAUAUUUCCGCAACCUAAAGCUGCUCAACCUGAGCAAUGCCAAAAUUGACUCCUGGGAAGAUAUCGAUCGGUUGGCCGAAUUCCCAUCGCUGUCCAAUGUACGGCUUCAGUAUUGGCCACUAUGGGCGAGGACGGAUUCAACGACGGAGCACGAGCGCCGCCAGUUGCUAAUAGCGCGGCUCCCGAACAUCAGUAUUCUGAACGGUGGCGACACGAUCGGGGCGGUCGAGCGUGAAGACUCGGAACGUUCCUUUAUCCGCCACUAUCUGGACAAACCGGAUGCGGAACGUCCGAGACGGUACUACGAGCUGGUCGAGGUGCACGGCAAGCUGGACCCGCUCGUCAACAUUGACCUGCGCCCGGAGCGGAAGGUGAAGGUUCGCUUCACCUUCGAGGACCAAUCGAUCGAGCGAACGGUGGACGUGAAUAGAACGGUCAGCGAUCUUAAAUCACGCCUCGAACGAAUAUUCGAUGUCCCUGCUGCCCGGAUGCGGCUGUACUACGUCGACCAGGACCUCCGCGAUCUCGGCCUGGAGGAGAUGAAGUACCCGCACAAGGUGCUCUACAGCUACAACAUACGCUCCGGCGAUGAGAUCAUCAUCGAGCGGAAGGUGAAAAGCUGAUAAGGGAGCCCCCGAAUCGCUUACCUCGCGGUUUUUUUGUGUUUUAUUUUUAUUUUUAUUUUAUCGAUACGUGCUUUUCUUUUCUGCGACCGAAAGGAGAUCAUCGAAGCUUGGGCCAAACUCCCAAUAGGGGGAGGGAGUUAUAAUGUAAAUGUGAUAGAAACAGGGGAAACAUAGUCGCCAUCGCGUCACAAAAGUCUUACUACGCUAAAACAAAUACGUAUCCUUGCAGAGUACUGUAUUUUUGUUUUUCAUAUAUUCUUUGUUUUGUUUUUCUUUCGGUUUAACUUCAUCGCUGUGGUUCUUCUUCAUGUGCACCUGUUUAGCACCCCCAUCCCUUCGCUUUAGGGCACACUUGAGGGGGUAUGGGGAUGGGAUUUUACGAUUUUACAAUCGGGUGUCAAUACGUACGGUUUUUUGUGCUAUGAAGAAGGAUUUGAAAUAAAGGGCAGCUAAUACUAUGACUAAUAAUAAAGUAGCAUUUUGCAAUUAACUUAUGUAUGAACAUGCUUAUGUCCAUCUUUAACCAUAGGUCUGAAUAUU